CACCUCCCGGUAUAGAUCCAGAGGUAACUUCACUGCUCACCUCUCACCCCUCGACAACUCGUCUUUCAAAGACAAGAAGUCUUUGGCCCAGGAUGAAGUACGCCAACCUCCUCCUGGCUGCCCUCGCGGCUCCGAUCCAGGCCGCCUUCACCUGGAAGAAUGUCAAGAUUGGCGGUGGCGGCGGAUUUGUUCCCUCAAUCGUCUUUCAUCCCACGACAAAGGGCGUAGCGUACGCUAGGACCGACAUUGGCGGGCUGUAUCGCCUCAAUGCCGAUGACUCGUGGACUCCGGUGACCGACGCCAACGGCUUUGCUGACGAUUCCCACUGGAACCGGUGGGGUGUUGAUGCUCUUGCGUUGGAUCCCCAGGACCCGAACAAAGUCUUCAUUGCCGUCGGCAUGUACACCAAUAGCUGGGACCCAAAUAAUGGACAAAUUGCGCGCAGCUCCGACAAGGGCGCGACCUGGUCCUUUACUGACCUGCCUUUCAAGGUCGGAGGUAACAUGCCGGGAAGAGGAAACGGCGAGCGUCUUGCAGUAGACCCCAAAAACUCUAACAUCAUCUACUUUGGUGCCCGAAGUGGUAAUGGACUUUACAAGAGUACCAACGGAGGUACGAGCUUCUCCAAGGUCUCCUCCUUCACCGCAGUUGGCACUUUCCGUGCAGGACCUGCCGACAACGAGUACAGCGGCGACAUACAGGGUAUCAACUUUGUGACUUUCGACUCAACUUCGGCCGCUCUCAGCGGAGCUACUUCUAGGAUCUUUGUUGGCGUUGCCGAGAACACCACUUCGUCCGUUUAUGUCUCUAAUGACGCCGGCUCGACCUGGUCGGCAGUCGCUGGCCAGCCUGGCAGAUACUUCCCCCACAAGGGAAGAAUUCAGCCCACAGAGAAGGCUCUCUAUCUCACGUACUCGGACGGUACUGGUCCCUAUGACGGCACUUCAGGCUCCGUGUGGAGGUACGACCUCACUGCCAACACUUGGAAGGACAUUACUCCUGUCGCGCCAGGCUCCGACCUGUACUUUGGCUUCGGUGGACUGGGACUUGACAUGCAAAAGCCCGGAACCCUGGUUGUUGCCACUCUCAAUAGCUGGUGGCCGGAUGCACAACUGUUUAGAUCAACUGAUUCUGGGACGACAUGGAAGAAGAUCUGGACAUGGGGUACCGACGGCAACCAAAACAUCAGUUAUGCUCAAACCAGCCCCAAGGCACCUUGGAUCAAGACCAAUUUCCUUGACGUCGACACCAAAGAUUUGGGCUGGAUGAUUGAGUCCCUUGAGAUCGAUCCCCUCGACUCAAACCACUGGCUUUGGGGAACUGGUCUGACCAUUUUCGGUGGCCAUGACCUUACCAACUGGGAUACAGGCGCCAAGGUAAAUAUCCAGUCCCUCGCAGAUGGCAUCGAGGAGAUGUCUAUCCAGGAACUCGCCAGUGCUCCCGGAGGCUCAGAGCUCUUGGUUGCCAACUACGACAACAACGGAUUCACGUUUAAGGCCAAGAGCAACCUCGAUACAUCGCCACAGACCACUUGGACCACCCCCAUGUGGGCCAGCUCUGUUGGCGUUGACUAUGCUGGUAACAAGGUCGCCAACGUCGUUCGCGUCGGCAACACCGCAGGCACUCAGCAACUGGCUGUCAGUUCCGACGGCGGAGCCACUUGGAACAUCAACUAUGCCGCCGGCACGACGCAGUACGGCGGCACAGUCGCGUACUCCGCCGACGCCGACACAAUCCUCUGGUCGACUGCAACUCUCGGGGUUCAGAGAAGCCAGAACCAAGGCUCUCUCGCCGUCGUCUCCAGUAUACCAGCCGGCGCCAUCAUCGCCAGCGAUAAGAAGAACAACACCGUCUUCUACGGCGCCUCCGGCUCCAGCUUCUAUCGCUCCACCAACCUCGGCGCAACGUUCGCCACCUCCGGCUCCUUCGGGUCCGCCACCGGAAUCCGCCACGUCGAAGCCCACCCGGCCAAGGCCGGCGACGUCUGGGUCUCAACCGACGUCGGAAUCUUCCACAGCACCGACUAUGGCGUCACCUUCACUCAGGUCUCCACCGCCCUCACCAACACGAAUAAGAUCGCCCUCGGCAAGGGCUCCGGCACCAACUGGAACCUAUACGCUUUCGGCACCGGCUCUGCAGGCCGCAGGCUCUACGGCAGCGCUGACCUCGGCGCCUCUUGGACGGACCUCCAGGGCACUCAGAGCUUCGGCGCCAUUGACAGCGCCAAGCUCGCCGGUUCCGGCAAUGAGGAGAACCUGGUAUACGUCGGCACCAACGGACGCGGUGCCUUUUAUGCCUCUGGCGCCAUUGCUUCCUCUGGCGGUGGCGCGUCCACUGUCGCGCCGACAUCGACUAGCAGGGCUUCGAGCUCCAGUGCUGCUGUGACCUCUUCGACUUCCUCUGCUAGGUCUUCUACUUUGACGACUUCUACCACGGUCCGAACUUCGACUAGCUCCGCGCCCGUGGCUACGGCGACGAACCUGGCUCCGCAGUACGGACAGUGUGGGGGACAAGGGUGGACCGGUCCUACGCAGUGCGUGUCGCCAUACACUUGCACUGUCGCGAAUCAAUGGUAUUCUCAGUGCCUGUGA
Molecule: messenger RNA, 2591 nt
Organism: Colletotrichum acutatum
Lineage: Eukaryota; Fungi; Ascomycota; Sordariomycetes; Glomerellales; Glomerellaceae
Product: fungal cellulose binding domain-containing protein
Exons: 7
Coding region: 93-2591 (832 amino acids)
Biological process (GO): xyloglucan metabolic process
Cellular component (GO): extracellular region
Molecular function (GO): protein binding; cellulose binding
Source: RefSeq, a predicted model, not a curated record